AUGACAUCGUUUCAUGAACAAAUACCAAAUGCAUUUAAUCAAAAUAAUGGUUUAAACUUAUGGACACCAAAUAUCGAUAGCAGUAUUGAUCGUUUAGCAUUACAACGUGCAAAACAUUUUGAAUCACGCACAUAUACUACUACAAGAUCAAAAUCGAUCACAUCUAAUGAAGAUAUAUCAGACUGGAGUGAAUCUGAUCGCGAAUGUGCACCAUUAAGCGAUUAUGAGUCGAAUGGACCCUAUUUUAAUGUUAUCUCAGAUAACUAUAACAGUAACAGCAAGUCGUAUAUAGACGAUGAUACCGAUGAUCAAAUUGAAGAUGAAAUACCUGUUGAUAUCAGUUUAGUAAAACAAGAUGAAGAUUAUAAAGAAGCAGAAGAAGAAGAACAACAAGAAAUAUUGGAGAAUGAUGGACAAACAAAUACAAAUAAUAUGACAUUCUCAACGGAUAAUAAUGAAGAAAUUAGCACUCUUAGUAUCGUAUCUCUUAAUGUGCCAGUAACGAAAGAAGAUGAUAGUUGUAGAAAACUACCAAUUAGAAUUCAAUCUACAACAACAAAUAAAAAAAUUCUCUCACAAAUGAAUCGUACAUCAACAAGUGUCGACUUUUAUGUGAAACGAAAAUUGGAGAAUAAUCAUAGUAAUGAACGAAAAUUAAGAACAAGAGAAAAUGGAUCUAAUCGUUCAAUAAGAACAGAAUUAAAAACAGCGAACAGUGGUGUACAUCAUUCAUCCAUACGAUCGAGCGUUUCUCUAACAAACUCUCAACUAUUUGAUUCUUCUGAUCAUCAUUAUAAAACAAUGCUAAACAAUCGUUUACAAAACAGACUAUUAAAUGAAAAACUAAAUAAUAACAGUAGUCGAUUACUUAAGCGUGAUAUGAAAUUUCAACGUACAAAAGAAACAUCCACAAUGUCACCGAAUAGUUCAUUUCAAAGUCAGGAAAAAUUGGUGGAUGAUGUACGACAAGGACGAGCAUCACCAAACUAUAGUUUAAAUUCAACAGUUAUCGAUUAUUCCCGAGUACCAAGAGCGUAUGAACUAAAAAAGUUAUUUCCCGAUACAUACGAUUGGGGACGUGUGACAAAUCCAACAAAACGUGAACGAAUAUCGUGUAAUCGACAAAAAUGGGGCACAAUUGUUCAUCCACCAUUUCCAUUGGGAUACCAACGAGCAACACAUGAACAGGUGGUCGAUGUCGUUGGACGAUUGAAUAGUCCCACGCGCUGUAAACAUCCGCAUAGACCAUCACAAUCACUAUCAAAAAAAUAUUUAUCCGUGGAAGAAACAGACGCCUUGAUCGAUCGUUUAACCAAAGUAAAAUCAAUUCGCACAGACCAAUAUUAUUCCAAGGGAAAUAAUGUAGGAAACGUGAAAAAAAUUGGUGUUUUAAACUCUUACGCAUGGAAAUCUUAUGGUAUACCAACAUAA
This is a messenger RNA of Didymodactylos carnosus, 1431 nucleotides long. The record is from the annotation of a GenBank genome assembly. Lineage: Eukaryota; Metazoa; Rotifera; Eurotatoria; Philodinida; Philodinidae.